Molecule: messenger RNA, 2367 nt
Organism: Trichomonas vaginalis G3
Lineage: Eukaryota; Parabasalia; Trichomonadida; Trichomonadidae
Product: leucine-rich repeats (6 copies)-containing protein
Exons: 1
Coding region: 1-2367 (788 amino acids)
Source: RefSeq, a predicted model, not a curated record
AUGCUUUCUCUUCUCUUAUCUGCAUCAAUUUGCAAAGCAGAUAUUCAGUACGAUGGAGCCACAGGCACAGUCACAGUAACAGCUAAUGAAGAAUGGACAGCCGAUGAAUGGUACAGCAUCUUCUCAGAUAUCAAGAAUUUUACCAAAGCCGUUCUUAAAGGAACAUACACUGCUAUCCCAAGAGAAGCUUUCUCUGGUGCCAUUAACAUGACAGAAAUUGAUAUCCAAGCCCCAAUCGUUAACAUCAGCGCUUACGCCUUUGCCCAGUGCAACUCCCUCAAGACAUUUACUCUUCCAGAUUCAGUCCAAAUUGUUGGCUACGCCGCAUUCUCUUCCUGCGAGAACCUCGAGUCAUUCUAUUGGAAGAACACUAACAGAUACUUCGGCGAAUACUGCUUCUAUAACUGCCCUAAGCUUGCCACAUUCGACCAUGCCGAAGGCGAUCAGACACAACCAAUUGAAGGCAAAAAGUUUGUCUAUUCAAACUUCACCUUCCAAAGCUGCAUUGCCUUGAAGACAUGCAACCUUCAUCCAAGUGUUAGAUUCAUUGCUCCACACCUCUUUGACGGCUGCUCUUCCUUGGCCACAUUCACACUCCCAGAAAACGUCACCAUCAUCAAUGAUUUCUCCUUCUCAGCAUGCGGCCUUACAACUUUUGAUGCUUCCCAGAUUGCCACAAUCAAUCAGUUCGGUUUCGCUGGUUGCUUGAAGCUCCAUACAAUCAAGCUCUCCGACAAGUUGCGUUACAUCGGCCCACACGCCUUCGAAACAUGCAUAGAGCUCCAGACUGUUGAGGGUAUUACAAACAACAACGACUUCACCAUCGAUGACUCUGUAUUUGAAGGCGCUCUUUCCCUUGUCUCUUUCCACGUUCCAGAAUGCAUGACAAAGAUCCCAGACUACGUUUUCCACAACGCCCAGAAGCUUGCCUCCGUCAACAUCCCAAUUGGUGUCACAUACAUCGGUAAGUACGCCUUCUUGAACACAAGUAUCACAGAAAUCUACCUUCAGGGCAAUGUUACAACAAUCAGAGAAGGUGCUUUCGGUGCUCUCAGAAACCUCAAGAAGAUCACAGUCACCGAGACAAACUUUAACUUCAAGUCUGUUAACAACCUCCUCAUGACAAAGGACGGAAAGAUCAUCGUGGCUUAUCCACAGGAUCUCCACGAGACAAAGAUCACAAUCCCAGACGGUGCUGAGUACAUUGGCCAGUACUGCUACUCCUACGCAUCCUCUGCUACAGAAGUCGUAUUUCCAAAAUCCGUCAUUGACAUCGGUCUCCACGCUUUCGCUGGCUGCAAGUCCAUCCAGUCCAUCACACUCCCAGAGCAUGUUGAAACAAUUUCUGACUACGCUUUCCAGGGAUGCACAGGCCUCAUUGAGAUCAACAUCCAAGCCAAAUCCAUCUGCCUCGGCGCUUUCGAAAACUGCAAGUCCCUCAAGAGAGUUACAUUCCCAGCUCAGCUCGAGCUCAUCGGUAACGAAGCUUUCCGUAACUGCGCUUCCCUUAAUGAAGUCAACCUCCAGAAUUGCGUCAAUCUUACAUAUUUAGGCAACGCUACAUUCAUUUUCUGCUCAGGCCUCAAGAAGGUUACACUCCCAGAUAAGAUCAGAGUUAUCCCUAACCAGUGCUUCUUCUACUGCAGCAACCUUCAGUCAUUCACAUUCCCACCAAAUGUUAGAAGAAUCAGAGAUCAUGCUUUCAGCUAUUGCAAGAAUCUCAAGUCAAUCACAUUACCAGAAGGAUUGACAAACCUCGGAACAAAGGCAUUCCACAACACAGCUCUUACACACAUCACAGUUCCAGCCAACGUUUCAUUCAUACCAAACGGAGUCUUCUCCGACAUCCCAACUCUCGAAACAGCUGAGUUCAAGGGAGUUCUCAGAUCAUUCAGCGCUAACGUUUUCGCUAACGAUGCCCGCUUGACAAAGAUCCAGUUCUGGGAUGAUGUCAAGAAUUUCGACAAAUUGGCUCUUGAGGGAACAAGAAUUCUUAACAGCAUCUUGUAUUGCGGUCAGGUAGCAGUUGAGGGUACAUUCGUCGAAGAUCACACUCGAAUUGGCUCCAGAAUCACCGUCCAAGUUGGCUCAGACUACCCAAUUGAGACAUUUGGUGGUGUCAAGGUUGAGAAGACAGUAGGUAUCUGCAUCCCACACAGAACACCACAGCCAACACCAUUAGCAUCUGCAACACCAAAGCCAGAUAACAGCAAGAACAAGAAGCUUUACAUCGCUAUCGGCGUCUCUGCUGGUGUCAUCAUCCUUGCUGUUGUUGCCGCUGCAUUUAUCGUUAAGUGCUGCAUGGUCAAGAGAGGUUGGGUUAAGAAGGAAACACUUACUGAGUCCCUUCUUACACAGACAGUAUAA